Schistosoma haematobium is the source of this 6522-nucleotide messenger RNA. RefSeq lists its product as uncharacterized. Bases 261 to 3467 code for a protein of 1068 amino acids. Lineage: Eukaryota; Metazoa; Platyhelminthes; Trematoda; Strigeidida; Schistosomatidae. The transcript is spliced from 2 exons. The record is from RefSeq and is a predicted model, not a curated record.
UGAAUAUGUAUCAUUCAUAAAUACCUAUUUAUCUGCCAUUGAAUGAUCCUUCUAUAAAGAAUAACUCAUUUAAGUAAUAUAUUUAAGUAAUAAUAUUCAAUUGACUUUUAAUUAAUUGAAACAAACAAACAAAAAGAAAAACAAAACAAAAGAAAAAAGAAAAGAAAAAAAAUCAAUUUUCAAUUAUUCAAUUGUUUAUUGUUUUAUUUAUUCACUCUUGAAUAAACAAAAAGAAAAGAAAAGAAAAAUAUUUUAUAAAUAUGGAUUCAAGUCCUGAUGGAUCAUCGAUCAGUGAAUCAACACUUACUUCUGGAACAUAUACUUUACCAGGUGGUGGAAAUUCACAAAUUCAACGACGUGGUUCAGCUUCUUGUAAAUUUGAAUCUCCUAUUAUUUAUACACCAAACUAUAACUAUAGAAAAAACGAUACAUACGAAAAUUAUCGUCCACUUUCAGCUCCAAAAACUUAUUCUAAUCAUCGUUUACAAGUAAUGAAUUCAGAUCUUUUAAUCAAGUAUCCUGAAUUGGAUUAUUCACAUGAAAAUCAUUCAUCACAGCCUUAUGAUAUACAAAUUCAAUCUAAUAGAAACUAUAAUAUUCGAUCAAGUUAUGAAAUUGAAUUGAAUAAAUAUAAACAUUCUAGUAAUAGAAAUAAUUCCAGUAAUAGAUCCCAUUCAAGAUUCAAUACAAUCACAGGUUCGUUUAAUCAUAAAUCAUUGAAUGAUGGAUUGAAAUUUUAUUCAUCAGUAAGAUCUCGUUCCAAUCCAUUUAAAGUAGACAAUCAUCAUGAGAAUGUAUCUGAUACUCAUGAUCGAUAUAGUUUCCUUCAUUCAGGUAAUGAAUCACAUAGACGUCCACUUCUUUCUAAUUUACAAAAUCAAUUAAAUCCCCCUAAUACAAAUGAUGUAUCAAGAACAUAUAGACCAUUAAGUAGUCAUGAAAAACACUUAUCAACACGUUCACUUUGUUCAAGAUUACCAUCACAAAAACAUCUUGAACAAACUAAUGAGAUUGGUUUAUAUAAAACUGCAAUGUUUGUUAUUCCUGCACCUACUUCUAAUUCUUUACCGAAUGUACAAAAUGAUGAUUUUAUAUCUUAUAGAAAAACUCCCAUGGAUCAAUCAGUUCAUCAUUAUAAUCAUAGUCGUCGUCAACAUCAUCACCAUCAUCAUCAUCAUCAUCGACAUAGAGAUAACAGUGAUGGUUGUCUAAAUACUAAAUAUAAUGAAAAAGUACGUACUUAUAUUUGUAAAGGAUGUGGACGUUCAUCGUUGAAACGUAAGAAAGUGAAAAAUUCAACUUAUUCUCUUGGUAAUUCAUGUAUAUCAUUAGAUAAAUGUUCAACUCCCCAAUUUAUUCAUUCAACUAAUAAUAAUAAUAAUAAUAAUAAUAAUAAUAACAGUCAUCAUUCUCAUCAUGAUAUAGAAGAUGAUUAUGAACGGAUUAUAUUUCAAUCCCCUGAAUAUUCUCAAGAUGAUCAUCGAUAUUAUACAUCAGUGGAUAGAAAAUCUUACAAUUCCAAUAUAAUAAGUAAUAAGUCUCGAUCUAAUGUCAUUCCAAAUAGUAAUGUGAAUAGUUUAAAUCAAAUUGAAUUAUAUGAUCAUUUAUCAAAAAAUUUAAAAUCUUCACAUCAAAUAUCUAAAUUAGAUUGUAAUAAAAUUAUAGUUGAUAUUAAACCAAGACAAAUGAAUGAAGCGGAUAAACAACAACAUAUAACUCAAUGGAUUCAACUUGGUACAUUAGGUGAUACACCUAGUUCACCAACUAUAUCACCAUUACCACCUGAUGAAUAUCAAGAUAAAGAUUUUAUGAUACAUUCAUCAAGAUAUUCUGAGGAACAAGAUAAUAAUAAUAAUAAUGAUAAUGAGGAUGAGGAUGAUGACGAUGAUGACGAUGCUAUUGCUAUAACUACUGAUAAUGAAGAGAAUCAAGAUUACAUUGGUUGGAUCCAUUCAAAAGUAAUCACCCAUAAUCAAGACAUAAAUAACAAGGAAUCAUCUUAUGAACAAUAUAAACAACAAGAAAAUCAUGAUCAUAAUGAUGAUAAAGAUAAAGAAGUGAAAAUACAAAUUAUUAAACAACAAACAGAUUUUACUUUGAAUAAUGAAAAACAUGAAAACCCUCAUGAAGGUAAUUUAAUUAUUAGUCGACCAACAUCUGACUAUACAAAUACUUCGACUAAUGAAAUCAAAUUAGAAUUUGUCAAUAAUCCAAAUCAUAAUCAUCAUCAUCAUAGUAAUUUUAGUAAUACUAAUUACGCUACUGAUAGUGAAAUAAGUAGUAUAAAUAAUAAAAUAAUUAUGGAACCAAUGAAUACAAACUUAAAUCUUCUUCUGAAUAAUUCACUUGGUAAAAAUACUUUAUCAUCUGAACCAUUGAAUGAACCAUCACCUCAAUCAACAUCUACAGAAGAUAUUACUUCUAAUUCUAAAUCUAAUCAUAAGAAUAAAUCUCAAAAUGAACGUAUUAUUACUAUUAAAGAUUUAAGUAGUUUAAAUGAUCCGACUAAAUCAUCUAUAGGUAAACAUUCUUCAUUAUUAAAUCCUAAUAUGGAUUCAAAUGAAUAUAAUGAUACAACAACAUCAUCAUCAUCAUUGAAAUGUAUUCCAUCUAUAUUACCUAAACCAAAAUUAUAUAAUAUGAAUGAAAUCAGUAGUAUGGAAAAACAAAAAAAUCCUACAUUAAUUACAUCAGAAAUACGUUAUAUGAAUAGUAAAAUAUCAAGUCAUUUAUCAAAUACAACAAAUAUUAAUUCAUUAUUAUUAAAUACAAAUUCAAAUCAUAUAGAAUUAUUAAAUGGUUCAACUGAGCUAGCAACUGAUUUAUAUCCAAAUUUAGUGAAAACACGUGAUACACCAAUACCAAAUGUUAAAAGUUUAGUAACCUAUUUUACAGAAUUAAUUAAAGUUCAUACAGAUCUAAAUGAGAUCAAUCAUUCGAAUAAUAAUAACAAUAAUGAUAUAAAUAAAGAAAAAGAUAAUAAUCAUUAUGAUAUUACUUAUAAUCAAUUUAAUAGUAGUAAUAAUAAUAAUGAUAAUGAUAAUGAUGAUUUAGAUAUACCAGCAAAUAUAUCACCAUUUUUAUUACAUCAUGAAACACCUAUUGCAAGAGAACGUCGUUUACAAGCUGUUGAAAUGUUAAGACGUCGUUCAACAAUUCAUAUGACAUAUGAUCGUUAUAGAGUAUUUCCACCUGGUUACAGUACAUCAACAUCACCAUUAUUAGAAAAAUUCAAUCGUAAUAUAAUAAAUAAUAACAGAAAUGACUGUAAUACUACUACUAAUAAUACUACUACUACUACCAAUAAUAAUAAUGUUUGUAAUGAUAAUAAUAAUAAUGAAAACAAUAAUCAUAUAUUUAUAAAGCAACAUAAUAUUGAUCCUAUUCAUCGAUCCAUUUCAUCACCAAAAUAUCAAGUACGUAUGCAAGCCAAUUUACAAAAAGAUUCAACAGCUAUAGUUGCCUAAUAGAUUUUUUUUUCGGGGGUGAGAGUGGGGGUGGAAAUUAUUUUAAUACAUUUAGAUCAUUAAUAAUAAUAAUAAUAAUCAUCAUCAUCGAACGUUGGUUUUUUUCUUCACAAUUUUUUAUCUCUUUGGCAUCACCUCCACCCUUUUUAAAAUUUUCUUGACCAUUUUUUUCUUUGUUCUUUCCAUUCCCUUUUUUAUUUCAUUUUAACGAUAAUUUUAAAUUAUUCUGUUAUUAUCCAUGAAAGUUUUUGUAAUUUUUUUCGUAGUUUCUUCCCGCUCCCCCCCACUUUUCGUUUUCCUUUAUUUCUUCUCCUCUAUUUUUGUUUUCAUCUCAAGUUCAACAGAAUAGUUGAUUUUUUUCACCUUAUGAACCAUAAUUUUAAAUCAAUUUUGGACUAUGGAUAGAAGUUUUUGUAUUUUUUUCAUUGUUUCUUCUCCCACCCCUUUUUGGUUUUUCUUUAUUUUUUCUUUUUUUCUUUUUUUAUUCCUUUUUGUUUUAUUUCAGAAUAGUUCAGUUUUUUUAACCUUAUGAACUAUAAUUUUAGACCAUUUUUUUAUUAUGAAUAAAAGUUUUUGUUGUUUUUUCGUUGUUUCUAAACCGGCAUCCCCCCCCAAAAACUUUUCACUUUUCUUUUUCUUUUUUUCUUUUUUUCUUUCUCUUCCAUGUUCAUAGUUUAAUAUUUUAUUUCAAGUUAAACUCAUUUAAACAUGAAUAUCAAUAGCCAAUAAUGAUUUCACAAUGUAUAAAUAAUCAAAAAAGCAAAACAAAACAACAACAAAAAGAAAAGAAAAGAAAAGAAACAAACCAACUUUCCAUGAUGACAAUGAUGUCGUUUAGUCAAUCAAAUAAAUAAACAAACAAACCUAAAAGUAGUCAAUGGAGACUACGGUGUUUUGAAAGAUUGAAAUUUAUUUUGAAUAAUUUAAUCAAACUUAUAAAUAAGAUAAUGAAAAGGUAUCUAAGUGUUUCAUUGAGAAAAAUUUCAUAUCAUUUUAUAUCAUUCAUAAGUAAUUGUAAUAAUCAAAAGGAUAACAACAGUACUUAUACAAAAUAAACAAUAAAGUUGUUAAAUGUGUUUAUAAGUCAAAAGGGAAUUGAGGAGAUUUUACGAAUUUCACAGAUUGAAAUCAUGAGUUAAUUGAAGCUAGACCACUAUGGAAAACCUGUAAGCAUUGGACGGCCGUUUCGUCCUAGUAUGAGACUCCUCAGCAGUGCGCAUCCCAGAUCCCGCAUUCCGAGAGAUUCGAACCCAGGACCUAUCAGUCUCGCGCCAGGCGCUUAACCAACUAGACCACUGAGCUGGCGUCCAGCGGUGUUAAUGUGUAACUUCAACCAAUCCACGAAGUUGCGCCACCGUAUUUAUAAGUGAUAAAGUAUUUUACUAUGAUUUAGUAGUUGAAUACAUGAAUUCAUUGAAGUUAGAUCAAGAUGAACAAUCUAGAAAUCUAUGACCUAUAGAGUUUAAUCGAAUCUGUUGUGAGACAAUAACUCACUUAAGAGAAUAUUAGACGAUGGCGCAACUUUGUGAACUGGUUGAAGUUAGACAUUAACACCGUUGAAUGCUGGCAGUCUCAGUGGUUCAUGCGCGAGAGUCACAGGUCUUGGGUUCGAAUGUCACGAGGCGGUAUUGUAGAUGUGCACUGCUGAGGUGUCCCAUACUAAGACGAAACGGCUAUCCAUUACUUCCAGGUAUUCCAUGACGAUCUCGCUUCAACGAACUCAUAAAUUUAACCACUUAAUUACAAUGAUAUUCACAAAACCCCUCUCUAAUUUUGCUAUGAGUUUGUAUUUGAUUGAGAUCAUGAAUGGAUUGAUGUUAGAUCCCGCGAGCAGAAUCGUGAUGCGCACUGUCAAGGAGGAGUCCCACAACAGGAUGAAACGGCCGUCCAGUGCUUCCAGGUUUUCAAUGGUGGUUUAAAAUCAAUCGGUUCAUGAUCUCAAUAAAAAACCGAGUAAUCUUUACAACCCUAUACUGAUAAUUACCAUGUGCUCAACAGUGACUAGCUCCAUGACGGAAUUCUCGGAGUUCUGGUGGGAAACAGUGACUUCAGUAGAAUGGAAGAUAGCCGCGCAAUUUCAUGGAUUGGUUGAAGUUUGACGUUAACACUGUUGGUUACCGGCCAUAUCAGUGGUUUAAUGGUUAAGCGCUAGCGUGCAAAACUAAUACGUUCUGCGUUCGAACCUCAUGAAAACACACUGCUGAGGAGUCCCACAAUAGAAAGAAACGGUCGUCCAGUGCUUACUGGUUUUCAAUUAUGGUCUAACAUCAAUCGAUUCGUGAUCUCAAUCAAAAAAUUAAUAAUCUCCUUAACUCCAUACUGAUAUAAAUUUGUAAUAAGUUUGCGAUAAUCUCAAAAUAUUAUAGUAAAUAAAUAUUGUACCUAUAUAGUGGAUUUAGCCGACUUACUCCACAGGUAUCCACAAAGAUCUUGUUUAAUAUAUGAUAGAUGAAAAUGUAAAUAGCUAUCUCAUUCAUCGAACAUUGGUCUUCUUAUCACUCGUCGCUGUAUCAAUAACAAACCACUGCUGAGGUGAUGUACUUGUUUUUUUUGCUCCCGAUUUCUAUUGACAAUCAUUUCAUCAAUGUUUUAAAAACUCUUCACCAGCUGCAACCCUCGAAUUUAAACUGAGAAUUCAUGUGACAUGAAUAAUCCAUCUUCAUUCCUACUAUUCCAACAGUUAAGUAUUUACUCAUCUGAAACAUUCAAUGAGAAAUAUGAUCUGAAUUUGGAUGAGAUGAAGUAUUUAGUUCUAACAUAAAGCAGGAAGUUUACUAGUUCAUUAAUAUCUAGAUAUUACUGUAGACUUCUAGGUUUAGUUAGAAAGCUUGUGAGGCAGUCCGCACAGGAUGCACAUAUACCAAUAAGUGAGAGAGAUUAGUCAAUUUCAGUCCUGAUUAACAAUCGAAAGAUAAAAGUAAACAAUACCAAGUGAGCUUGAAAAUUUACCCUAGUUCACAAGCAGGUGGCUAUCAAAACUCAGUAACUGAAUGGAUAACAUGAUAGCGUUUGAAGCAGAUGGUACUGGGUUCGAAUCCCGGAGUGAACAUCAAGU